CCAGAGCCACCACUUUCUCCUCUGCAGCUUCAGCCCGCAGAGCAGCCUCCUCCUCCUCCUCAAUCCUCGUCACCAUGACGUUCCAGGUCUCCAGGUCCAUCGGCGGCGGGUCCUACAUGGGCAGCAGCAGCCGCUCCAUGUACGGGGCCAUCGGGGGUGCCCGGAUGAGGAUGUCCUCCGCCGGCUCCUCCAUGUCGGCGUUCGGCGGCGGCGGUGGCGGUGCUGGAGGAGGUGGAUCUGCCGGCUACAGCUACAGCUACAGCGUCGGAGGUGGAGGUGGAGGUGGAGCUGGAGGCGAAAGCAUCUCCGUCAGCGAGAAGGCCACCAUGCAGAACCUGAACGACCGCCUGGCCUCCUACCUGGAGAAGGUCGCCAAGCUGGAGGCGGCCAACGCCGAGCUGGAGAGGAAGAUCCGGGAGUUCCUGGAGAAGAAGUCCUCUCCGGCCGCCAGGGACUACAGCAGCUUCUUCGCCAUCAUCGUAGACCUGCAGGGAAAGAUCCAGGCUGCCACCUGCCUUCACGGUAGCAUCUACCUCUCCAUCGACAACGCUAAGCUAGCUGCAGACGACUUCAAGGUCAAGUACGAGAACGAGCUGGUCAUGCGUCAGUCGGUGGAGGGCGACAUCGCCGGGCUCCGGAAGGUUCUGGACGAGCUGACGAUGGCGAGGAGCGACCUGGAGAUGCAGAUCGAGGGCCUGAAGGAGGAGCUGAUCUACCUGAAGAGGAACCACGAGGAGGAGCUGCUAGCCGUGCGCGCCCAGAUGACCGGCGAGGUGAACGUGGAGGUGGACGCCGCUCCCGGACAGGACCUCUCAAAGAUCAUGGAGGAGAUGCGGGACCACUACGAGUCCGUCGCCACCAAGAACCGCAAAGACCUGGAGUCCUGGUACCAGACCAAGUCGGAGGGUCUCUCCAAGGAGGUGGUGUCCAGCACGGAGACGCUGCACUCGUCGCGGUCGGAGAUCACGGAGCUGAAGAGGACGCUGCAGGGUCUGGAGAUCGAGCUGCAGGCGCAGCUCAGCAUGAGGUCCGGCCUGGAGUCCACCCUGGGCGAGACCCAGGGCCGCUACGCCAUGCAGCUGCAGGGCUACCAGAGCCAGGUGGUGGCCCUGGAGCAGCAGCUGGUGCAGCUGAGGGCCGACCUGGAGCGGCAGGGCCAGGAGUACCAGAUACUGCUGGACCUCAAGACCCGGCUGGAGAUGGAGAUCGCCGAGUACCGGAGACUGCUGGACGGGGAGGGCAGCGUCAGCAUCUCCUCCUCCUCCGUCGCCUCCCGUUCCUCCCUCUCCACCUCCUCCGUCUCCACCUCCGCCGUCUCCACCUCAGCCGUCUCCUCCUCCGUCUCCACCUCCGUGACCGCCCCCGCCUCCGUCACCACCAAGAAGCAGAUCGUCAUCAUCGAGGAGGUGGUGGACGGGAAGGUGGUGAGCUCCUCCACGGAGGAGGUUGUCAUGUGAGCUCCAGCAGGGGGCGCUGUUGCAGGAAUAAACCCAAUAAAAGCUGUGAUGCUUCAGAGUUA
Molecule: messenger RNA, 1519 nt
Organism: Cololabis saira (Pacific saury)
Lineage: Eukaryota; Metazoa; Chordata; Actinopteri; Beloniformes; Belonidae
Product: keratin, type I cytoskeletal 13-like
Exons: 7
Coding region: 75-1457 (460 amino acids)
Molecular function (GO): structural molecule activity
Source: RefSeq, a predicted model, not a curated record